Messenger RNA from Orycteropus afer afer, 1251 nucleotides. RefSeq names its product ALG2 alpha-1,3/1,6-mannosyltransferase (gene ALG2). The coding region runs from base 1 to 1251 and encodes 416 amino acids. The transcript has 2 exons. Gene Ontology annotation, molecular function: alpha-1,3-mannosyltransferase activity; GDP-Man:Man(1)GlcNAc(2)-PP-Dol alpha-1,3-mannosyltransferase activity. NCBI's taxonomy places the organism in Eukaryota, Metazoa, Chordata, Mammalia, Tubulidentata, Orycteropodidae. The record is from RefSeq and is a predicted model, not a curated record.
AUGGCGGGGAAGCCGAAUCAUGACUGGGACAGGGGUUCUGGCCCGUCGGUGCUUUUUCUGCACCCGGACCUGGGCGUGGGCGGCGCCGAGCGGCUGGUGUUGGACGCAGCGCUGGCGCUGCGGGCGCGAGGAUGCGACGUACAGAUCUGGACGGCGCACUACGACCCGGGCCACUGCUUCGCGGAGAGUCGCGAGCUACCGGUGUACUGCGCCGGGGACUGGCUGCCGUGCAGCCUAGGCUGGGGCGGCCGCGGCGCCGCGCUCUGCGCCUACGUGCGCAUGGUCUACCUGGCGCUCUACGUGCUGCUGCUCAGCGGCGUGGAGUUCGACGUGGUUGUGUGCGACCAGGUGUCUGCCUGCAUCCCGGUGCUCAGGCUGGCCAGGCGGCGUAAGAAGAUCCUGUUUUACUGUCACUUCCCAGAUCUGCUGCUCACCAAGAGAGAUUCUUUCCUUAAACAGCUGUACCGGGCUCCGAUUGACUGGGUAGAGGAAUACACCACAGGCAUGGCCGACUGCAUUAUGGUCAACAGCCGGUUCACAGCUAAUGUUUUUAAGGACACGUUCAAGACUUUGUCUCACAUAGACCCCGACGUCCUCUACCCGUCUCUGAAUUUCACCAGCUUUGACUCAGCUGCUCUGGAAGACCUUGAUGACCUAGUCCCCAAAGGAAAAAAGUUCCUGUUCCUUUCCAUCAACAGAUACGAAAGGAAAAAAAAUCUGACUUUGGCGCUGGAAGCCCUGGUAGAGCUGCGUGGAAGAUUGACAUCCCAAGCCUGGGCCGGGGUCCAUCUGAUCGUGGCAGGUGGCUAUGAUGAGCGAGUCCAGGAGAACGUGGAACACUAUCAGGAGCUGAAGGAUGUGGUCCAGCAGUCUGACCUUGGCCAGCACGUGACCUUCCUGCGGUCUUUCUCAGAUAAGCAGAAAACCUCGCUCCUCCAUGGCUGCACGUGUGUGCUUUACACACCAAGCAACGAGCACUUUGGCAUCGUCCCUCUGGAGGCCAUGUACAUGCAGUGCCCAGUCAUUGCUGUCAAUUCAGGUGGGCCCCUGGAAUCCAUCCUGCACGGCGUCACGGGGUUUCUGUGUGAGCCUGACCCGGUGUGCUUCUCAGAAGCCAUGGAAAAGUUCAUCCACAAGCCCAGCUUGAAAGCCACGAUGGGACUGGCUGGGAGAGCCAGGGUGAAGGAGAAGUUUUCCUCUGAAACGUUCACAGAACGGCUUUACCAGUAUGUCACCAAAGCACCUGCGUGA